AUUGCUGGAAAAAAGCACAGUAGAUGUCCGAUAACCGAUAUUUUAGACAUGUUCUUCUCUAAGGUGGCUUUUUCAUAUAAUUAAUUCACUUGGACUUUCUGCAAAAUUGUUGUAAAAAGUUAUUUUGUAGAAUAUUUUCUCCACCACAUUACAAUUUUGAAGUGAAUAUUAAUAACUAAAUGUCUGCUUCUAUAGAAAUCCCUCUAAGGGAUACUGACGAGGUAAUAGAGGUUCAUCCUGACCAGUUACCAGAAUGCCAAGAAGUUUUGGGUAUUCUGCGUCAAGAACGUUCCCAAUUAAAUACUUGGGUAAAUGUGGCGUUGGCGUAUUAUAAACAGAACAAAACUGAGGAUUUUAUUCGCCUGCUGGAAACUGCCCGAAUGGAAGGCAACACCGAUUAUCGUGACUUUGAGAAAGAUCAAAUGCGAUGUUUCGACAUGUUAGCUGCCCAUUAUGUACAAGAGGCCAACCGCGAAAAGUCGAAGGAUAAAAAGCGCGAACUUUUCAUGAAAGCCACGAAUUUUUAUACCACCGCUGACAAGAUAAUUAUGUAUGAUCAAAAUCAUUUAUUGGGCAGAGCUUAUUUCUGCCUCUUAGAGGGCGAUAAAAUGGAGCAGGCCGACGUUCAAUUCAAUUUCGUACUCAAUCAAUCGCCUUCAAAUAUUCCUUCACUUUUGGGAAAGGCAUGUAUAGCUUUUAAUAAGAAGGAUUAUCGAGGAGCUUUGGCAUUUUACAAAAAAGCUUUACGUACCAAUCCAAACUGUCCGGCUAAUGUACGCAUUGGCAUGGGUCACUGUUUUCUAAAAAUGAACAAUCAAGAGAAAGCGAAGCUAGCCUUUCAAAGAGCUCAUGAUCUUGAUCCGAAUUGUGUAGGAGCUUUGAUUGGCUUGUCAAUACUUAAAUUGAAUCUGCAUGAACCCGAAUCCAACAGAACGGGCGUACAAAUGUUAUCGAAAGCCUACACAAUUGAUUCAACAAGUCCGAUGGUCUUAAAUCAUUUAGCUAAUCAUUUUUUUUUUAAAAAAGACUACCAAAAAGUACAACAUCUGGCUUUACAUGCCUUUCAUAAUACAGAAAAUGAGGCAAUGCGCGCUGAAAGUUGUUAUCAAUUAGCUAGAAGUUUUCAUGCUCAAUGCGAUUAUGAUCAAGCUUUUCAGUACUAUUAUCAGUCAACCCAAAUAGCUCCUGCAAGCUUUGUGUUACCACAUUACGGCUUAGGUCAAAUGUAUAUUUACAGAGGUGAUACGGAGAAUGCCGCUCAAUGUUUUGAAAAAGUUUUGAAGAUUCAGCCCGGCAAUUAUGAAACUAUGAAAAUCUUGGGUUCACUGUAUGCAAAUUCAAAUUCGCAGACUAAACGGGAUAUGGCUAAGAAUCACUUAAAAAAGGUCACCGAACAGUUUCCAGACGAUGUAGAAGCGUGGAUUGAAUUGGCUCAAAUUCUGGAGCAGAAUGACUUACAUGCUUCGUUAAAUGCUUAUGGUACUGCCUCCAAUAUUUUAACAGAAAAAGUGAAAGUGGAAAUUCCAGCAGAAAUUCUUAACAAUGUGGCCGCUCUGCAAUAUCGUUUAGGAAAUCUUAAAAUAGCCGAAAAACGAUUAUCGGAGGCCUUAGAGAGAGCUGAAAACGAAGCGCAUAAUGAUGCUCAAUAUUAUGAGGCGAUUUCGGUGACGAUGACCUAUAAUUUGGCCCGUCUCAAAGAGGCCAUGUGCAGCUUCGAUGAGGCGGAUAAAUUAUAUAAGGACAUAUUAAAAAAACAUCCUAACUAUAUCGAUUGCUAUUUGCGUUUGGGUUGUAUGGCGCGUGAUAAAGGGUUAAUAUUUGUUGCUUCCGAUUUUUUUAAAGAUGCCUUAAAUAUUAAUAACGAUAAUCCUGACGCCAGAUCUUUAUUAGGUAAUUUGCAUUUAGCUAAAAUGCAAUUUGCUUUGGGUCAGAAGAACUUUGAAACCAUCUUGAAAAACCCCGCCACAGCUAAUGACGCAUAUUCUCUCAUAGCUUUGGGCAAUUUUUCUCUACAAACCCUACACCAACCGAUGAGAGAUAAGGACAAGGAGAGAAAGCAUCAAGAAAAAGCUUUAGCUAUAUACAAACAGGUUUUACGCAACGAUCCUCGUAAUAUUUGGGCUACAAAUGGCAUCGGAGCCGUUUUAGCUCAUAAAGGUUGUGUAAUUGAGGCACGUGACAUAUUUGCUCAAGUACGUGAAGCAACUGCCGACUUUUGCGAUGUUUGGCUUAAUAUCGCCCACAUCUAUGUGGAGCAGAAGCAAUACAUUAGUGCCAUACAAAUGUACGAAAACUGUAUGAAGAAAUUCUUUAAACAUCACAAUGUAGAAGUGAUGCAAUACCUGGCGCGUGCAUAUUUUCGCGCUAAUAAAUUGAAAGAAGCAAAAAUGGUAUUACUGAAGGCUAGACGCGUAGCACCGCAAGAUACGGUUUUAUUAUUUAAUAUUGCUGUAGUUUUACAACGUCUCGCUAUGGCCAUACUGAAGGAUGAAAAAUCCACUUUGGAAAUUGUUUUACAAGCUGUUCACGAAUUGGAAUUAGCCCAAAAAUACUUCCAAUAUUUGUCGAUAUAUGGUGAUAAGGCACGCUUCAAUAUCGAAGUAGCCGGAAUGGAAGCAAGUCAAUGCCAGGAUCUUCUAUCACAAGCGCAAUAUCAUGUAUCACGAGCUCGUCGUAUCGAUGAGGAAGAGAAAGCCUUCAAACGCAAACAAGAAGAGGAACGUCUAGCUUUUAGAUUACGUCAAGAAGAGGACCGUAAGCGUCGAGAAGAGAAAGAGAAAAUUGAACGGGAGCAAAUGCUGGCCAAACGCCAAGAGUAUGUGGAAAAAACUAAAAAUUUAAUAUUGACUUUAGAAGUGCCACAAGAAAAGGAAAGGAAGAAAGGUAGUGGUCGACCGCGCAAGGAUGAUUACAUGUCCGACUCGGAGGGUAGUGAUGUUGGGCCUAAUGAAGGCCCUGAAAAAUCGGUGAAGAAGAAAAGUAAAAGUGAUCGUAAAAAAUCGGGUGGAAGCCGUAAGCGAAAGUCCACAGGUGAUAAUUACGACAGCGACAGCGAGACCGGCCUUCCUAAGGAAAAACGUAGGAAAAAACAGAAGUCUUUGAAAAAGAAUCAAGAGGAUAAGCUUUCCGCUAAGCAACGCAUGAAAAUUGUUUCGAAAGCUACUAUUUCCACAAGCGAGUCAGAUAGCGACGGCAGUGGAAAGGGCAGCAGAAGUCGGAAACGUAGCCAUAGCGGAAGUCGGAGCGUAAGUCGCAGCGCCAGUCGCAGUGUUAGUCGUAGCGCCAGUGGCAGCGAUUCUGAGACAAGUGAGGGUAGUGCUAAGCGGGCUCGUAAGCGCAACACGUCGGGCAGCGAUUCAGACCGUUCUAAAUCUGCCUCGCGAUCCCGCUCUCGAUCUCACUCCAGAUCGCGAUCACGCACGCGUUCGCGGUCAGGCUCCCGGUCACCUUCACGUUCUCGCUCCCGCUCUCGUUCCCGUUCCCGCUCUAGAUCCAGUACCCGUUCGAAAUCCGUUAGUCGUUCACGUAGUCGUAGCGCAUCCGGCUCGAAAUCCAGAUCUCCAAGUCGAUCUAGAUUGACACACGGCAGCCGAUCGAGAUCAAAAUCAAGCUCCCGUUCACGAUCCCGUUCACCUUCAAGAUCGCCUUCUGAGCGUAGCACUUCGGUUCCGCCCGCAACUAACUAAUAGGGCGAUAAAAUAGUUAUCAUGUAUUUUUCUUUCUUUGAUCAUAAUUUUAAGCGAAUAUUUGUCUCUUUAAAAUAUUGAAGUAUAUUAAAUGAAGAU
Glossina fuscipes is the source of this 3785-nucleotide messenger RNA. It is a transcript of the gene Ctr9, whose product is annotated as RNA polymerase-associated protein CTR9 homolog. The coding region runs from base 180 to 3686 and encodes 1168 amino acids. Gene Ontology annotation, cellular component: Cdc73/Paf1 complex. Gene Ontology annotation, molecular function: RNA polymerase II complex binding. The transcript is spliced from 9 exons. Lineage: Eukaryota; Metazoa; Arthropoda; Insecta; Diptera; Glossinidae. Gene Ontology annotation, biological process: regulation of DNA-templated transcription. The record is from RefSeq and is a predicted model, not a curated record.